Messenger RNA from Ornithodoros turicata, 1585 nucleotides. Its product is annotated as V-type proton ATPase subunit H-like. Gene Ontology annotation, biological process: proton transmembrane transport. Lineage: Eukaryota; Metazoa; Arthropoda; Arachnida; Ixodida; Argasidae. The coding region runs from base 78 to 1466 and encodes 462 amino acids. Gene Ontology annotation, molecular function: protein binding; proton-transporting ATPase activity, rotational mechanism. Gene Ontology annotation, cellular component: lysosomal membrane; vacuolar proton-transporting V-type ATPase, V1 domain. The transcript is spliced from 13 exons. The record is from RefSeq and is a predicted model, not a curated record.
GCGAAGAAGAAGAAGAAGAAGUGGUUCGUCUCCGAGCAGUAAUCACCGAUUCAAGUUUGGGUUGAACCGAAUAAAAUAUGACGUCCACCGAAGAAAACCUUCCCGACCGCGAAGCAGCUGCCACGAGCAUACUUGAGCAGACAGCCAAUGAAAUUCGUCAACAGAAGGUCAACUGGCAGACAUACUUGCAGAGUCAAAUGAUCAGCCAAGACGACAUGGCGUUCCUGACAGCGCUGGAGCAGUCAAACGCAGAAGCUCGUGCAAAACUUCUGAAAUCUCAAAAGCAACAAGCAGCCAGGACCUUUAUCAGCCUUCUGGGCCACAUUUCUAAAGACCAAACAGUGCAGUUUCUUCUGGUACUAGUUGAUGAUAUCAUUCAGGAGGACAAGUCACGCACGGAUAUCUUUCCACAGUUCGCCAGGGAGAAGAAAGUGUCAGUCUGGACAACAUUCUUCAACUUGCUGAACCGCGGUGACAGCUUCAUCGUAAAUAUGACCAGCAGUAUUGUGGCUCACAUCGCCUGCUUCAGUUCUGAGCGCAUGGCAGGUGCUGACCUGACGCAUUACCUGAGCUUCUUGAAGAAUCAGUUGAAGACGCCCAACAACGAGUACCUACAGCCUGUAGCACGGUGUCUCCAAAUCAUGAUGCGUGUUCGUGAAUACCGAACAGCUUUCGAGAAAGUGGACGGCAUUGCCGCAAUAGCUGAAGUUCUAUCUGGUCGUCAGCAUUUCCAGAUACAGUACCAGCUGGGCUUUUGUCUGUGGCUCAUGGCAUUCAUCCCGGAGUUGGCAGAAAAAAUGAACAAGGCAAACGUGAUCCCUGUACUGGCCGACAUACUUAAUGGAUCUGGACGAGAAAAGGUGGCGAGGGUGAUGCUGGCGACGUUCAGGAACCUAAUUGAGAAGCCAGUGGAAGAAGAAGUUCGGAGGGAAAAUUGUAUCGCCAUGGUGCAGUGCAAGGUGCUGAAAACCUUAGAAAUCUUGAGCGCCAAGAAAUACGAAGACCCGGACAUUCUGGAAGACAUCGAAUACUUGGAAGAGAAAAUGGACGCUAUUGUGCAAGACAUGAGUUCCUUCGACGAAUAUGCCACGGAGUUGAAGUCAGGAAGGCUUGAAUGGAGCCCCGUCCAUACUUCUGUGAAAUUCUGGAAGGAGAAUGCCGAGAAGCUGAACGAGAAGAAUUACGAGCUACUCAAGAUUUUGAUAAAGCUUCUAGAAACAAGCAAGGAGCCUCUGGUGCUGUGCGUGGCGUCGCACGACAUUGGCGAGUACGUGCGAUGUUAUCCGCGUGGAAAGCAGGUGAUCGAGAAGCUGGGAGGCAAACCUUUGGUCAUGCAACUAAUGAGUCAUGAAGACGCAAACGUGAGAAAUGAAGCCCUACGCUGUGUGCACAAGCUCAUGGUCCAGAACUGGUGGUACCUUGGUCACCAGCUGGAUGCUGGCGGCAGUACUUCCAAGGCGCCUUAAGAUCCAUAUGCUCAUGUUGAGAGUUAAGGAGUUCUAUUACUCCCGUUGGGCAGCGCACUUUUUCCGACUAACACGUGCCAAAUGAGUUACUUAUUAAAGCAGGUGUACGAGCUCGCGUA